Cyclospora cayetanensis is the source of this 2202-nucleotide messenger RNA. RefSeq lists its product as uncharacterized. The coding region runs from base 1 to 2202 and encodes 733 amino acids. The record is from RefSeq and is a predicted model, not a curated record. The transcript is spliced from 5 exons. NCBI's taxonomy places the organism in Eukaryota, Apicomplexa, Conoidasida, Eucoccidiorida, Eimeriidae.
AUGGUACUGGAAGUUCAUAGUGGAGCGAAGCGGAUGAAUGCCUUGCUAAGUCAACUGUUAGCCAGCGGGGGUUCAACACAUGCACAACGGGUCACCGCAUGCUCGGAUUCUGGCAAUUACGCCGAUUUGUACGGCCAGGUCCGUCUAAGGGCGCUCUGCCCUACAGACGCUCCACAAAUAUCCGCCAAGCCCGAAAUCGCUAUGGAACCUCUUCUUCCAGUUCACAACCCUGGGAAUGUCAAGGGUUCCGCGCAGUCAGCUGUUUUCGAUUCAUUGCAGAUGCACAGCACCAAGGCAACGGAAGCCGAAUGUGACGGGGUUCCCGUGAAAAGCCGACCCAUCUCCGUAAUGGAAACUCCCCAUGGAGAGAACCACACCUCUUACAACAACAACUCCCCUGAACGCCGACUCAACACCCAAGCGGAACCCCCUUUCCGCUUAGGCAUUGAAUCGGGGCGUCGGUUUUUCGGCAGCUCUGGAGAUAUCUACGAGCUGCUGGACGCUAUAGGCUCGGGAAGCGCCUCCACAGUCUACAAAUGCAAAUUAGUUAAAGCGAAUCUGAACUCCUCAAAGGCUCCCGACCGCCCCUUCAGGGCGGAUACUCUGUGCACAGCAACUGCAGAGGAGGUCUUUGCAGUGAAAGCAAUAGACCUAAAGGGGCUCAGUUGGCGCUCUUCUUCCUGGCUUUGUUCUGAAAACGAAUCAACCGAUUCCUCCGUUUCACCUGCCACUGCUUCUACCGCUGCAGCUGCAUUUGCUGCUCUCCAUACAUCUGCUACAGCUCUCACUGCGCGAGUCUCACGCCAUGUUUCUUCUUGUGCAGAAAUUGCAAAAAGAGCUUUGGGCGCUGCAGCGUGGGGUCCACACGGCUGGGAGGAGGACUCGGCUAAUGAGGAAGGGGGAGAAGAAGCAGGAAGAGGGGGAUCGAGAUGCAGGGGAGUCGGGCUGGGGAGCGGGAUAGAAGCAGUUGAUGAACUCUUCGCGCAAGUGCGGGGAUGGAUUUGCGAAAUGCAGAAACAAGGAGAGCGACUGGGAAUGCGAUACGAAAGAGCGGAAGCUUCUGUCUCUGAGCUUAUCUGCUGCGUUUUAACUGCUCUCUCCGCCUCCGCACCGUCAUCGGUGCCGCGGAAAGAGCAGACGGAAGCAAAUGAGCAGGCGGAACAGAUACUGUCUGCUGAGAGAGAUGCCACAACAAUAGAAACGCCGCUUGUUGAAGCAGAAAGCGAACCCUUGCAACCUGCAGAAGUGCGGCAGCAUCCCUCUGUAUCUGGGAUUUCACUGCCGAGUGAGCACGAAAGUGGAGAGCAGAGAAGCACUCUUGUUACUCCCGUUUGCGCUGCACUUGAAGCUGGAUCGGCCAAAACCAAAGGCACGGGUUUUUUCGAGACAGAAGUGGGUGUGUGGGGCCCCAGUGGUAGCGGAGCCCGGAUGGAUUUGCUGCGGGAGUUUCUUGGAUCGAAGCUACGACGCAUGCUUUACAGUUUCAUGCAGCAUCCAACAGAGAAUGACGCCAGUGGGGCUACUGAUACAGAAGCAGGAGCACACCUGGCAGAACGAGGAGGAGAAGCAAGAGCAGGCGGCCGAGAAGAGAGCAAGCAAGUGGCUACAGGGAUACGGGAAUGGAGCCAAGUAGGGGCCCCAGAUCCCUCUCUCGUAACAGAAGAGAUUCUAGAUUUUCUUUUUCUCUCAACAAAAACUGCUGCUUCCCACGCAAGGCAACUGAGGCAACCGUCGAAGGACUCUGGGGAGGGUUUAGGCUUGGGUGGUGCCUUGGGAGCCCCUAUGGGGGGGGUCUUCCAGGAGCAAAGCCUUUUGCAUGGGGAAGUUUUGCACUCGGAAUCUGCUCCAGGAGAAAUUGCGGGUUCUGCUGAAGUCGCCAGGGAGUCUCCACGAUCAGCAGAUGGCGAGGCGAGCCGAGGAGGAAGGGAGCAUGAAGUACAUCAGUGCGCAGAGCUCUCGUUCCUCUGUGAACCAGGGUUUUCCACCGCCUCGGCUGGGGGAGCUUUGCAAGCGAAGAUUGCUGUAUCGCGUCUGCAGCUGAAGUCUCUAGAGAAGCUGCGUCAGUUCAGAACACAGUGUAAGGUCUACCUGGAACUGUCCAAUGCGAGAAACGCAAAGUUGAUGGAUUUAGGGCUGCACGUGCAGCUGAGGGCCGACCAGCUCGAUGCUAUUAGAGCCCUCAGAGCCAUGCCCGAUGAGUAA